AAAGACUGCUAUUGGAUUCUCUUUCUCGUGGUGGGGAUAGCUUGAGGAAAACGCAAGUUUGUUCCUCCUUGCGGUGGUGACAGAUGUGGAGUGGCAGAAGACAAACGAAGCUAAAGGAUUCCGAGAGAGGACAUGCGCAUUCUGUGCCUUGAGCCGUACUGGGCUCCUGCGGAGUUUGCCCGAGGCGGGCGGAGUCAUGGGCUCUGAGUCGGCCCAAUAAGAAGCUUGCUCGAUUCCAUAUGAGGCUAUCGCACGUGCGACCGGCAUGCCCAACCUCGCGGAACUCCGAUGGGCGCCUCCGAAUCCCUUCUCCCGGUACACCACCACCAGCGGAUCGAUGAAAUCACCACCGUCUCCCAAAGGAUCGAGGGCGUGGAUCCCCUCGUGGAGCGCGUCGAGGCGCUCAAAAUCGCCACGCCGCUGCUGACCUCCCCGCCUCCGUCCGAGUCCAGCUUAUCCGACAUUCUUGUCAGGAAACCCUCGUCGUCCUCCUCUUCCACCUCUACUUCAGGUACUUUAAAUCCCAAUGUUCUGUUGGAGCUCUUUUCUAUGUAUCGCGAGUGGCAGGAAGAGAAGGCCAAGAAGAUUAGUAGAAAACAGGAGGAGAUUGAAAACAAGAUAGAAACUGCUGAUGCUUUGGCUGUUAAGCUUUUUCAGCGGUUCAAUUAUUCAGUUUCAGCCAUGAGAUCAACCACUCAGAGUCUUGCUGAAGUGCAGCAAUUACAGGUCGAAGUUGGUGAACUUAAAGGCAGGCUUACGGAGGUGAUUAGCAAUUGCGAUAUGCUAUGCAAAAGAAUUGCAGCAGAAGGACCAGAGUCCCUUCGUUCUUCUCUCAAUCCAAUCUCCACAAGCAAUGCCGAAAUACCAUCCAUUUGUUACUUAAAUAACAAGGUUCCUGAAUAAAUAAGCUUGCAGUUGGUAUCGGAUUUUGUAUAAUCUUCCCAAGUUCAACAUUCCUGUACUCAUGAUGUAAGGUAGACUGUAAUCCACCGCUGGGACAUACACUGUUAAGUCGAGUGAUCUUGCAGAAACAAAUCAAAUCAAGAUUAUAUAGUUUCCUGAGACCGAUAGUGGGUACUUCACUAGAUUCAGUGACAGCCCUCCAUAUAUAUAGACAACCAUAUAAUUUUUGAA
This is a messenger RNA of Musa acuminata AAA Group (dessert banana), 1134 nucleotides long. RefSeq lists its product as uncharacterized. NCBI's taxonomy places the organism in Eukaryota, Viridiplantae, Streptophyta, Magnoliopsida, Zingiberales, Musaceae. The transcript is spliced from 7 exons. The coding region runs from base 289 to 903 and encodes 204 amino acids. The record is from RefSeq and is a predicted model, not a curated record.